Molecule: messenger RNA, 1927 nt
Organism: Polistes canadensis
Lineage: Eukaryota; Metazoa; Arthropoda; Insecta; Hymenoptera; Vespidae
Molecular function (GO): protein binding
Source: RefSeq, a predicted model, not a curated record
AUGAACAGUACACAGCAAUAUAUCCAAAAUUCGAUUCAAGAAUCUUACUACUCAGAAUUUGAUUACGAAAAAUGGGCUGAUUAUUACGAAGAGGAAACGUUUGAGGAUGAAUACGACGUGGAAUCAGAAUUCAGCGAUGAUUUCGAACGAGAUCAAUUAAUGGAUAGAAAGAAAAAGAAGAAGAAGAAGAUACGUUUACAAAAAUUACUCGGUGUCGUCCGAAAAAAAGAUGACGAUGAUGUUUCGAUCGAAACUUUGAUUACUCCGGAAGAAAAAGAUGUUGUUUCCGAAAAAUCACUCAGCGAAUCAUCGAUUCAUCCUUGCUUGAGGGAUAUCGAUAUAAGCGAUUCGCAAAUGAAAUUAUCCAAUUUGAACACGACCUUUCCAAUCCCAAAUGAUCCCGGGGUGGGCCCAGCAUUUUGGGUUCUUGCAACUCAAGAAUCCUUUGAAGAAGGUGGGGUUUACAAAUUUGACGAACAUGCCAAAUUCAAAGGUCUUAAAGUUAUACAAUCUAUUGCUAAAAUGUUGCAAACGGAAUACAUUGAUUUAAGAUAUUACGGAAUCGAUCCACGAAUCGUUCAAAUUAUUUCUUGCGCUUUGCAAAAUAACGCAUCCGUUCAAACGAUCGAUCUUACGGACAAUUGGUUGACACAAGGUGCUUGUUAUCAUUUGGGUGAAUUAUUGCAGAAAAGUAGCACAAUAAAUCAUUUAAUUUUAUCCAAAUGUCGGAUCGGUUCGAAAGGUACGGAAAAAUUGUGCGAUGGAAUUUCAGCAUCAUCCUCGUUGAUCACUCUCAAUCUUAAUUCUUGUGAUCUUAAUGAGAAAGGAUUAGAAAUAUUAGCAUCCGCGGUACGAGAUAAUCAAAGCUUGGAAGAACUAUUUUUAGCAAAUAAUAAUUUAAACAAAGCUUGCACAGAACAUCUAUGUUAUAUCAUAGCACAUUCGAAAUCCAUUAAAUGGUUGGAUUUAUCAUCGAAUUCGUUGUUCGAUCAACAAACUUGGAAAAGUUUGGCAAACGUUUUAUCGAAAAAUUAUAUUUUGGUUGGAUUAAAUUUAUCGUGGAACGGGAUUGAUUCUGAAUGCUGCUUUGGAAUUAAUUUUUUAUUUAAAGGUAACAUGUUAACGAAAUCUGAUGCAGCAAUUAUUUCCAAACCAUUGUCGAGAAACAAUGUAUUAGAAGAAUUAUAUUUAGGAAGUAAUCCUUUGGGCACGGAAGGUGCAUUUAUUUUGAUUUCUUCUCUUACUAUGAAAAAUUCACCGAACAGUAGUCUUCGUCUUUUAAAUUUAGAAAAUGUUUGGGCAGAUAAAAAUAUUCUACCAGAAUUGGAAUCGAUAGAAAAUGAAAAACCAUGGUUGCAAAUAGAAUUAGGUGGUAUUCUUAGUAAUUACAAAUUAGUAGGGCCAAAUGUUCAAAAAAUUCUUUUGAGAAGAGCUCAAUACGAAGCGAUGGCACAAAAACGAAAGAGACUUAGAAGAAAUUUUGGUCAUUUUGUAUUAUCCUUAACUGAUAGAUCAAUACGUAAAGGUAUUUGUUGCACGAUUAUAUAAUGAGAUGCCAAUUUGAUGAAAUUCAUAAUAAAUAUUAUUGCAGGACGGUUUAGAGAAUUAAUAAGACAAUUUAAAUUGAGAUUAUCUAAAUCGCUUAUCAAAGAGAUCAUUGAUGCUUUUCCUGGACCAAGAAAAACAGUCGAUCAAGCUCUCAUAAAAGCAAUUUAUUUGGAAGAAUUUCCUGACACAAAACCACCCCCAAUCAAACCAUCAAUAAAAAAAGAAGAAGAGAUCGUAAAAGUAGAAGCUGAAAAACCAAAAGUAAAGCAGAUACCUGAAGAAAAACUUGAGUAUUCCGAAGAAAUAAUUUAUGAAGUUGAAGAAGAUAUAUUUGAUGACUGGUAUGAAGGAUUAGAAUAUUAUUAAAUUAACAAAAUUA